Molecule: messenger RNA, 699 nt
Organism: Triticum turgidum subsp. durum (durum wheat)
Lineage: Eukaryota; Viridiplantae; Streptophyta; Magnoliopsida; Poales; Poaceae
Source: the annotation of a GenBank genome assembly
AUGGGCCCGCCGCCGCGCGACGUGGUGGUGAUCAGCUCCGACGAGGACGAGGGCUCCCGGAGGUCGUCUGUCUCGCCCGGCUCCCUCGGACGGGUCGCGUUGCUCGGGGAAUCGCUGCCGCCGGUGCCAGUGCCGCGGAGGAAGAAGGGCAAGUCCCGCGGCGUUCGCGCCAGAAAGGACAACGACGACGAGGAGGAGGACGACGACUGCGUGAUCCUGGACGGCGCGUCAGACGAGGUGGAGAUCGUCGCGGUCAAAGGCAAGAUAGCGUGCAAGGAUUUCCCUCACCCGCGGCAUUUAUGUUCUGAAUUGCCCUUUAGCACCACUCCUCACCCAAAGCAUUGUAAAAUGUGCUACUGUUAUGUGUGUGAUGCUCCAGCUCCAUGCAAGAGUUGGGGCAAAGGGCUCUUGAAUGGUGAUCAUUGUCAUGCCACCGACAAGGACACAAAGUGGGAAACACUGAGGCAAUCAUUCAAGCGCAACUUUGAGCUGGGCAAGGAGGCCACUGUGUCCGCUGGGAACCUACCCUAUGGCUUUGACACCGAGCACCUUCGCCAGCUCUUCAGAUCAUUUACGACAAGGGAACAGGCAAGAGUUGUGGACAGGGGAACUGGUUUUGACAUCGAUCGCCUUGGCCAGCUCUUCAGAUCAUUUACGACAAGGGAACAGGCAAGAGUUGUGGACAGGGAAACUGGCUGA